GGCCGCGCCGCGGUGUUGGCGCGCGAGGGGGACGCGGCCCGGGAUGAGCUGAUUGCGGGUGAAGACGCCGCGGACCGACCCCGAGAGGCUGCGAGGAGCCGCCUGUCUCAGAGUCGUCGCUCUAGUCCUUGGAUUCGAGACCAUGUCCAUUCACAUCGUGGCGCUGGGGAACGAGGGGGACGCGUUCCACCAGGACAAUCGGCCGUCGGGGCUCAUCCGCACCUACCUGGGGCGAAGCCCGCUGGUCUCCGGGGACGAGAGCAGCUUGUUGCUGAACGCGACCAGCACCGUCCCGCGCCCCGUGUUCACCGAGUAUCAAGCCAGCGCGUUUGGGAACGUGAAGCUGGUGGUCCACGACUGUCCCGUCUGGGACAUUUUUGACAGCGAUUGGUACACCUCUCGAAAUCUAAUCGGGGGUGCUGAUAUCAUUGUGAUCAAAUACAACGUAAAUGACAAGUUUUCAUUCCAUGAAGUAAAGGAUAAUUAUAUUCCGGUGAUAAAAAGAGCAUUAAAUUCAGUACCUGUGAUCAUUGCCGCUGUUGGUACCAGACAAAAUGAAGAAUUACCUUGCACAUGCCCACUGUGUACCUCAGACAGAGGGAGCUGUGUUAGUACAACUGAAGGGAUCCAGCUUGCUAAAGAGCUAGGAGCUACCUACCUGGAGCUCCACAGCCUCGAUGACUUCUACAUAGGAAAGUAUUUUGGAGGAGUGUUGGAGUAUUUUAUGAUUCAAGCCUUAAAUCAGAAAACAAGUGAAAAAAUGAAGAAAAGGAAAAUGAGCAGCUCGUUUCAUGGAAUUAGACCACCUCAACUUGAACAACCAGAAAAAAUGCCUGUCUUAAAGGCAGAGGCCUCACAUUAUAACUCUGAUUUAAACAACUUGCUGUUCUGCUGCCAAUGUGUGGAUGUGGUAUUCUACAACCCAGAUUUGAAGGAUGUUGUGGAGGCCCACAAGAUUGUUCUCUGUGCCGUUAGCCACGUUUUCAUGCUGCUUUUCAAUGUGAAGAGUCCUGCGGACAUUCAGGAUUCCAGCAUCAUCCGGACUACCCAGGAUCUCUUUGCUAUAAACAGAGAUGCUGUCUUUCCAGGUGCUGGCCAGGAGUCUGCUGGAAACCCACCAUUACGAGUCAUUGUUAAAGACGCCAUCUUCUGUUCUUGCUUAUCAGACAUUCUGCGCUUCAUUUAUUCAGGUGCUUUUCAGUGGGAAGAAUUGGAAGAAGAUAUCAGGAAGAAAUUGAAAGAUUCUGGCGAUGUUUCAGAUGUAAUUGAGAAAGUUAAAUGCAUUUUAAAAACACCAGGAAAGAUUAAUUGCCUAAGGAAUUGCAAGACAUAUCAAGCCAGAAAACCUCUGUGGUUUUAUAACACUUCCCUCAAGUUUUUCCUUAAUAAACCCAUGCUUGCUGAUGUUGUCUUCGAAAUACAAGGUACGACAGUGCCAGCCCACAGGGCCAUCCUGGUGGCCCGUUGUGAAGUGAUGGCAGCCAUGUUUAAUGGGAAUUACAUGGAAGCAAAGAGUGUUCUGAUUCCAGUUUAUGGUGUUUCCAAAGAGACUUUCUUGUCAUUCUUAGAAUACCUCUACACAGACUCCUGUUGCCCAGCUGGCAUUUUCCAGGCCAUGUGUCUCCUGAUCUGUGCGGAAAUGUACCAGGUAUCCAGACUGCAGCACAUCUGUGAGCUAUUCAUCAUCACUCAGCUGCAGAGCAUGCCCAGCAGGGAGCUGGCAGCCAUGAAUCUUGAUAUUGUGGACCUGCUCAAAAAAGCCAAGUUUCACCACUCUGAUUGCCUUUCAACUUGGCUACUUCAUUUCAUUGCCACUAACUACCUCAUCUUCAGCCAAAAGCCUGAAUUUCAGGAUCUUUCAGUGGAAGAACGCAGUUUUGUUGAAAAGCACAGAUGGCCAUCGAAUAUGUACUUGAAGCAGCUUGCGGAAUACAGGAAGUAUAUUCACUCUCGAAAAUGUCGUUGCUUAGUAAUGUAACCAGAGCUUUUAUAAACAUACAUUUUUUUACUAUUAUGAAGACUGGGAUACUUCUGGGUUCCAGAAAAAUUCUUGUGACCGAAACAAAUAUGGGUGUUAGAAAAAAAAUCCACAUACAGCUUAAUGUGUCUAUUAGUUCUAUUUGAAAAAAACUACUCAUAUGAUCUUAAAAGGGAACAGAACAUACCAUAGGCUAACACUAAGGCUUCACCCUAGUAUAUAAUGCUGUUGUACAGCUACUUUUCCCUUUUAGAUGCCCUGUUGCUUUAUAAUAAUACCUCUCCCAUUUGUGAAAUGUCUGGAUUUUUUAAAAAAUCGUACAAGAUUAAUACAGAAAUUUCAUCAUGUCUGACUAAUCGCUCUUUUAAAGUAAAGGGCAUUUAAAAGACCCAGUUAUGACUAUUUCUAGAAUGAGAAAUUCAGGGGAAGAUUGAUCCAUCUGAAAUUUUAGAAAUAGAAAUUUUCCUGGAAUUUUGAAAGUGAAAUGCUAUAUGGUCCGAAAUCAGUGGUGUGACAGUGUUUGAACCAUUAUUAAAAAUUUUCUGUUUUUCAUCUGAAAAACCCAUCUGAACUACCUUGUCUGUUCCCUGAGAUUCCGAUUAGGUAGGAAACCUAAGCAGGCAUUGCUUUUUGACCAUAUAACCUGUGCAGUCCCCUGGAGCUCCACUGUGAGAAGGGCCCCUGCUUGGCUCACUACUCUCCUGUUGCCACCUUGAAAUCUUAGUGUUUGAGGAAAAGCUCCAUAUUUUCACCUUGUGCUGGACUCCAAAAUUAUAUAUAUAUAUAUAUAUAUAUCACCUAGCAGGAUAUGUACUUUCUUUUCUUGUGCAAACAUCAUACUGUCUGAAAGUCAAAAAAGAGGCACUGUUAUCAAGGGAAGAGGAGGGGAAAACCCUUGAGGGAAGUUUAUGGGGUUUCCCAUCUUUCGGGGAGCUGUCCCACCCAGGGCCUCUCUGCCACCUCAUCUGGGAAGUGGAAAAAGUGUGACAUGUUGUCUUAGCUUUAAAACAUGGUUCUGGCUUUAUCACAGAUGAACAAAUACUUUCUUGAUCUUUCUGUAAGACCAGAAUGUUGAAAAAAGUGACUGGCGAUUAUGACUUUAAUAUGCCUUUAUGAAGGUGCUCAUCAAGAUGCUUAUAUAAGACUGAAAGAUGCUUACUAGAGCAUUCGCUAUUGAAGGCUUAAGACUUUUGCUUUAGUGUAUUUACUAAGAUUAGGAUGUCAGUGGCUUGAAUUGUUUGAAUUCUUUUCAGAGAAUCACAAGGAUGUUUGAUGAGGGGUUACAGGAAUCUUGUCCUUCAAGAUUAACCAGUAAGUUCAAAGAAAGAAUAAAAAUCAGACACUUGUGACAUAUAGAGAAAAUGGUAUUAAGAUAGAAGACAGAACAUAGUUUCUUUUGUAGUACAAGUCAACAGAUAUAAUUAUAUCAGAAGCUGGGGGAUAGAAAACCAGAUUAUUAUUUAUUGUUAGUAUCAUCUUCACCUACAAUUCAGUAUUGAAAUAUAUUGUUCUUUUAAUUUCCAGUGAAUUUAGAAUACACCUAACUUUUUCAACCAUUCAAAGGUAUGACUAAACAAUUUUACACUAUAGUGUUAGGAUUACAUGCAAUGUAAUUGUACACGCAGUCUUUAGAUGUACACCAAUACUCUGAGUAAAACAGUAAAAAUUCCCUACAUAGAUCUUCCAAGAAACCAGAUUUUAACUGGGUUGUAUUGACGAUAAUGGGAGUGCAUUUUAUGUGUUUUGUACUUUAAUCCUUUGAGUUGUCAACUAUCAAUGAAUCCAUGGACAAAGAUUAGCAUUGUAAAGAGUAGAGACUGUUGUCGAUGUCUAGAAAUUUUAAAAUGCAAUGAUUGUCUUUUGUUCUUCAUAAGCACAUGCUUUCUUACCCCGAUGUGAAUCACAGCACUUAAAAUUCUAAAUCAGUAACUGUUGAUCUAGAAAGUUGAAAAUGUAAGUUUUACAGCAAGAUAAAGUAUUUUCUUGAAAACACUAUAUAAUGUUGGAAUAGACUGUAGAUCACUUGUAGGUGUCUGAGUAGAGGUUGGGUUUGGAAGCUGGUGCUCUGUUGGGAUUAAGCAUGUGGUUUUUAUGAACCUUCGUUAGCACCUGUGAGUGUGACAGACUUGCAGAUGUGGGUACCCUGGUUCUCCCGAGCUAAUCACAACAGUUAUCAAAUUAAUUUUUAAACCCGGACUCCUCAAUACUUUUGAAUUCACUCAGUUUAAAAUAAGAAGACAUUAAAAACUACUUCUAAGCUAUCUUUGCGAAAUGAGUGCGCUUUUUGAGUUUUUUUCUUAAUUGAAAGAUUAAUUCUAGAUGAAUGUAUGCUUUAUGCUGAAAUCUGCUUCCUUGUAUUUACCAAUCAUUUUAAUUAUAGAGAAGAUAAUGAAUGGUAGAGUUAAGACCUUUUCUUUCCAGGCCAGAUUUUCACCUUAUAUAAACCCUUUGUGUACUUCUGACUACUCUGUGUUCUUAUUAUAGGAUACUAGACUUGUAAUGUAGAAAGUUUUGACAUAACUGAAAUUUACCCUAUCCAAGCCAGCAUGGUGGCUUUAUACUGGGAGGAAACAGAAAACUGAAGAAUUGGAUAAAUUUGACUUCCAAGACAGCUAACUUUUCCAUCUAUAAUUUAAAAGCUACACUACACUGAUAUAGUUAGACAAAAUAUCCUCAAGAAUACUUUAUUUUAUUUAAAGUAUCUGUUUAAUUCAGCCUCUAAUAAUUUUGCAAAGAAGGGUAUGUGUGUAUUUUAAUAUAGCCUGACCUGAAUUUAUAUGUUUUUAGCUUUAGUAUUUAACAUUUUGUAACAAAUAAACCUUUAUAAACACAAGUUUAACACGGUGUCCUGUAGUUAU
This is a messenger RNA of Talpa occidentalis (Iberian mole), 4836 nucleotides long. It is a transcript of the gene RHOBTB3, whose product is annotated as Rho related BTB domain containing 3. Gene Ontology annotation, biological process: proteasome-mediated ubiquitin-dependent protein catabolic process; regulation of proteolysis. The coding region runs from base 143 to 1978 and encodes 611 amino acids. The transcript has 12 exons. NCBI's taxonomy places the organism in Eukaryota, Metazoa, Chordata, Mammalia, Eulipotyphla, Talpidae. Gene Ontology annotation, molecular function: GTPase activity; GTP binding; ubiquitin protein ligase binding. Gene Ontology annotation, cellular component: cytoplasm. The record is from RefSeq and is a predicted model, not a curated record.